This is a messenger RNA of Manduca sexta (tobacco hornworm), 4791 nucleotides long. RefSeq lists its product as uncharacterized. The transcript has 2 exons. NCBI's taxonomy places the organism in Eukaryota, Metazoa, Arthropoda, Insecta, Lepidoptera, Sphingidae. Gene Ontology annotation, biological process: DNA integration. Gene Ontology annotation, molecular function: nucleic acid binding. The record is from RefSeq and is a predicted model, not a curated record. Bases 2297 to 4477 code for a protein of 726 amino acids.
GCACUUUCUCCGCGAAAACAAAAAAAAAAGUUUAUUAUCUAGCAUUAUGUUUAGUAUAUUAUAUUACUACACAGCCAAUUAGAAAUUAGAUCUUGCUAAAAAUCAAAUAAAAGAAUAGAAGGUACCAAAAUGUUUCUUGUACUUUUUGUAGGUUCUAUUAGUGUUAACAUUUACAUUCCUUAAUUUUAGCUUUGACUGACACAACUCAACCACUACUGAAAAAUGAGUUGUUGGUUAAUAUGAUUCAAGGAGGAGAUGCAUGCUUGCUACAAGUGAUUCCUAUUUAUACUGAUAAGAACAUCUCAGACAUGGGAAUGCCAAUACCAUCCUCAUCUAAAGAAAUGUCAAUAUCUGCAGGUAAAGCCUUAUAUUAUAAUAGAACACAUAAAAUAAUAUAUGUAAACCUUUUACUCAACAAAUCCUAAACAUUUUAUAGUGCAUUAAAACAAGUAUUUUUUUAUUUCUAAUCAGACAUCUAUCUUAAGUUUAGAAAAAUUUAUGUCAAUCAUGAAAAUAACAUCGUCUGUCUGUUUUCUUUUAUGCACGAUCUAAGAUAUUGUAAUUAAUUAUAGUAUAGUAGACCAUAUUUAGCUAUCAUUUCACAUUGCAUAGCAAGACAUAAUUAUUGAAAUUAUUUUCUUUUCAGAUGCAUGGAAAGUUAAUAAACGAAGUAAGAAGAAAGAAACUGAAAAAGAUGAGUGAGAAAUAUACUCAAACUCAAAAGAUUAAACUUGCUAAAAAUGUGUCAGAUUCAAAAAUAUUUAGAAAGAUUGCCUGAGCCUAUAGGAAUUUUUACCAACCUACAAACUAAAAUUAAACAUAAGCCCAGAGGAAGAAGAUACACUAAUGAGGAAAUAAUUUUGGCCUUGUCAAUAUAUAAGCAAAGUGCAAAAGCUUAUGGUCUAAAAAAAAUGUUUGUACUACUGUCCAAAAGAUGUCUACAAAAACAAUUGAGUUAAAUUCCACUGAAGCCUGGAAUAAAUCCAAAAUUAUUUAUUCAGCUUCAAAAAACAGUAGCAAGACUUAGUCCAGAAAAAAGGCUCUGCACGCUUAUCUUCGACGAAGUGACUUUGGAGCCAGGUCUUUAUUUUAUCAAUGGACAAAUAGUUGGCUUCGAAGACUUCGGUCAUAAAAGAAAUAGCCAAAUUACUGAUCAUGCUUUAGUGUUCAUGGUGAAGAGCUUAAAAGGCAAAUAUAAGCAACCUUUAUGCUAUACCUUUUGCAAAAGUUGCACCAAAAAACAGGACCUCAAAUACUUAAUUAAAUUAAUAAUUAAAGAAGUACACAAAACUGGCCUCAGAAUUGUAUCAACAGUGUGUGAUCAGUCACAAUCAAAUGUGAGUGUUAUUAAAAGUUUAAAAGAAGAAACAAAAGUAAAAUAUUUAAAGAAGGAACUAGAGUAUAGAAGUCAUGCCUUUGAAGUAGAUCAAUAUAAAAUAUUUCCUCUUUUUGAUACUCCUCACCUUUUAAAAGGACUGCGAAAUAAUCUAUUAAAGAAAGAUGCAAAAUUUAUUGAGGAUGGCAUAGAAAAGUUUGCAAAAUGGGAGCAUAUAAAAAUGCUAUUAGAUGUUGAUGCUGGAGACCAAGAAAUACGACUAGUAAACAAAUUGACAGAGUUUCAUGUUGUAGAAAAUAAAAUACCAAAAAUGAAAGUAAAAUAUGCGGUUCAAGUAUCCAGCCAAAGAGUGUCAGGAGCAUUAAGAUUUUUGGCAAUUCCAGAUAUUGUGAGGUGGUCUCGGAUGGAUUGGGGCGGUUCACUGGUGGCACUGUGUCACUCCACAUAAGGGAUGGAGCGCAGCCCAUAUAUCUACGUGCGCGCCCUCUAGCCUAUGCCUUACGGGAACCUGUGGAACUCGCUCUUGAUCAGUUAGUGAAAGAUGGAGUCAUUACACCAGUUGAAACUUCAGAUUGGGCCACUCCUAUUGUACCAGUGGUAAAAAAAGAUGGAACCAUCCGAGUAUGUGGUGAUUAUAAACUUACUUUAAACAGAUGUUUGCAGGUGGACCGUUUUCCCUUACCAAAGGUAGAAGAUCUUUUAACUAAGUUACAUGGAGGUGAAAAAUUUUCUAAAAUUGAUUUGUCACAAGCUUAUGCUCAGUUUGAAUUAGAUGAGACGCGGAAAUUCACGGUAAUUAAUACACAUAAAGGCCUGUUUAGAUUCAAUCGGUUAAUAUAUGGAUUGUCAUCCAGCCCGGGCAUUUUUCAAAGGAAGUUAGAACAAUUAUUUGUGGAUAUACCCCGGGUGGGGGUAUUUUUAGAUGAUGUAAUUAUAACUGGGGAAAAUGAUAGUAAGCAUAUGGAAAAUUUAUACAAAGUUUUUGAUAGAUUAAGAAAGUAUGGUCUUAAAAUUAAAAAAGAAAAAUGUGUUUUUUUCGCUGAGUCAGUUACAUAUUUGGGAUAUGUCAUAAGUAAAGAUGGAAUUCAUACUUGUCCAGAUAAAAUAGAAGCCAUAAAAAAUGCACCUGCACCUAAAAAUGUUACAGAAUUAAGGUCGUUUCUAGGUCUAGUGAUGUAUUAUGCUAAGUUUGUGGCUAAUAUAAGUACAUUGUUGGAACCUUUAUAUAGAUUGUUAAAGAAGAAUUGCAAAUUUGAGUGGAAUGAGGAAUGUGAACAAACAAUAAAAAAUAUUAAAGGGCUUUUAAUCUCUAGUCGGGUAUUGGCACACUAUUCCUCAGGUUUACCUUUAAUUCUAACUACAGAUGCUAGUACAGUAGGUAUUGGUGCAGUAAUAUCACAUUUGGUACCAGAGAGUGGAGGUUCUGAACAAACAAUCUCGCGGGAACGCCCCAUUGCGUAUGCUUCUCGUUCACUUAAUUCUGCAGAACGCAACUAUUCACAAAUAGAGAAGGAAGCUUUGUCUAUUGUUUUUGGAAUUAGAAAGUUCCAUCAAUAUUUAUAUGGCAGGAAAUUCAUUCUUAGAACUGAUCAUAAGCCGCUAGUUUAUAUUUUUGGCGAAAAAGCAGGUAUACCGGUGAUGACCGCAAGCAGGAUACAAAGAUGGGCGAUUUUACUUGCGGGGUACGAUUAUCAAAUCGAGUAUGUACCGUCGGACAAAAACGGGGCGGAUGCGUUAUCCCGGUUACCGCUGCCAAGCAAUAAGGAAUCGAAACGCGUUGAGACAACAUAUUUAAAUUUUGUUCAGGAUUUCCUCCCGGUAACUAGAGUGAAUGUGAAAGAAAACACUGUGGCUGAUGAGUCAUUAAGAAAAGUAGUUCUGUGUUUACAAUCUGGUUGGCCCAUUAAAAGUGAUGACAAUGAUUUAAUACCAUACUGGAGAAGACGUACUGAGUUAUAUUUAGACAGAGGUUGUAUCAUGUGGGGUUAUAGAUUAGUAGUUCCAGCAAAGUUAAGAGAUAUUUUACUUAAGGAAUUACAUGUGGGGCAUUUAGGAAUAGUAAAAAUGAAAGCCGUGGCUAGGAGUUACGUUUGGUGGCCCAACAUUGACGCGGAUAUCGAACGCGUUUGCAGAGAAUGUACUACAUGUAUAGAAGAAAGCGCAGCGCCACCAAAGGCAUCUCCAAGCCCGUGGCCUUAUCUUACGGAACCGUGGUCUAGGCUGCACAUAGAUUUUUUAGGACCGUAUCAUGGUCAUACAUUUUUAGUUGUUAUAGACUCUACGUCUAAAUGGGUUGAGGCUUUUAAAAUGGUCCGUACGACAGCUGGAGCUGUUAUUGCAAUAUUGAGAGAAACAUUUGCACGUUUCGGUCUACCUAAAGAAGUGGUUUCUGAUAACGGCCCUCCGUUCUCUAGUAAGGAAUAUGCGGCAUUUAUGGAUAAAAAUGGUAUUAAGUUAACUUUUACAGCGAUUUACCAUCCGUCAUCAAACGGUGCGGCGGAAGGUGCCGUAAAACUUUGUAAACGCGCAGUAAAGAAGUCACUACGCGAGGGGCAGGAUAUAGAGGCCGCAUUACAAACAUAUUUAUUAGCUUAUAGAAACGUAGAGCAUAGUACCACGGGUGUGUCCCCGGCGGAAUUAUUACAAAAGCGUAAACUUCGGUCUAGGUUAGAUUUUCUAAAGGGUGACCGCGAAGUAGAAGAUCGUGUACAUAGUAUACAGCAACGUCAUAGGAGUGUUAAUAGAAAUUCUUCGCGGGAAUUUGAUACAGGGGACAAAGUAUGGGUACGCAAUUUCAAUCGGGGGAAGAGAUGGGAUACGGGUCGUGUCGGAGAAAGGUUAGGAUCUCGAAACUAUUUAGUGGAAAGGGAAGACGGUUCAUGUGUUAAGAGACAUGUGGAUCAGAUGAAGGCUAAAUCAACGCCUAUGUUCGAUUUACCAUGCCCAAAUUUGAAGGAUAUUCAUCAGGAUAUGGCGGCACAGUCAGCUGCGGCAAUAAAGACACCAGGGCAGGAUCAGGAUCACAAAGUGAUCGUUGAAAAGGAUGAUCUUACAGGCCAACCAAAGGGGGCUGACACGGUGGCGCCGGACAACCGUCCCAAGCGAAUUCGCAGACCCGUUAAGAGAUUUGAAUUUGAUUAGUUUUAGUAAAUCCAAUUGUCAUUAAUUAGUUAUUAAUUUAUAUUGUUAAUUUAGUGGAAGGGUGUGAUAUAUGUGCCAUCUGGCAACACAGUUUUGACGUUGUCAAUAACGCAUCGUUUCCCGCUCUCUCGCAAUUAAACGUUAAGUCGGCAUUAUCGUGUUUUUCUUGGGGUCUCCAAGUAAUGGCAGUAAUCCUGGCCAGAAUCCUCGAUAAAUACAUAUCAGUUGACUUUUACCAAUUUAUGAAAAACGACCGACCGAUCAUUGAUGUUGCGCUAGCCUUUAAAUUUAUAAUUAAAUUAUAAUGACCGUGA